Protopterus annectens (West African lungfish) is the source of this 2968-nucleotide messenger RNA. RefSeq names its product tumor necrosis factor ligand superfamily member 10-like. The coding region runs from base 106 to 954 and encodes 282 amino acids. Gene Ontology annotation, molecular function: tumor necrosis factor receptor binding. Gene Ontology annotation, biological process: immune response. The transcript has 5 exons. Lineage: Eukaryota; Metazoa; Chordata; Ceratodontiformes; Protopteridae. Gene Ontology annotation, cellular component: membrane. The record is from RefSeq and is a predicted model, not a curated record.
GCCAGGGACUUUCCAGGCUGAGGCCACACUGCUUUCUUUCGUUUACUGACAAAAGCACACAUUUUACUUCCUCACUUAAAUGCAAUUAUUCCAUAGGGAAUCAGUAUGAUUUCAGGAUUACUUGUCCGAUGUGAGCAUCAAACUCUCCCUAAAGUCAUGAAGUUCAACAAAGAUUUUAAAAUCUGUAGUCUGUUGGUAGUCUUUGGAUUUUUAUCUUGUUUGGAAAUCUGGACAGCAACAUACAUUCUUAAGCAAGUAUAUCUGAUCCAAGAGGAAGUAACUUCUCAUGAUAUUCUACGGUGUAUGAAGUACCUGAAUGCCAGUAACUUGGAAGAUCUUUUCAUUUCUGGAGAUGCCAUAUGUGAUAGAUGGCUACAAGAAGUUAAAAGCACAAUAGAAAAGCAGCUAAAUCUUGAUGUGAAAAACAAACUGAUGAAAGAACUGAAAGCCAAAAACAUCUCUUUCAGCAAUGCCUACAUCCCCAGCAUCCAGUUAACAGGAAAGAACAAUAGACAAGUUUUAAAAACUGAGACUGCACCCCUCUACUAUGACCGUGCAGCAGGACGUGACGUUCUGUACUGGGAUGAAACAAGUGGUCAUUCAUUACGACAAGGAGUUAUAGAUUACAACAAAGGAGAAAUCCACAUACCAGAGGAUGGCCUGUACUUUGUCUACUCACAGAUUUACUUCAGGCAUGCUUUAAGUUCAGAAUAUUCAGAGACUUUUGUCCAGUAUAUCUAUAAGAAAACAUCAUACUUGGAUCCAAUUCUUCUGACUAAAGCUGUCUUCACUGGAUGUUCAGAUAAAAAUGCAAACUUUUUACUGUAUUCCAGUUACCAGGGUGCACUUUUUGAACUAAAGCAGGAGGACAGACUCUUUGUAAAAGUAACCAAUGCAAAGUAUCUGAGCUUUGAGGAUACAGCCACUCAUUUUGGUGUCUUUAUGCUUCAGUAAUAAAAUAUUUAAUGUUCCGUACUGUAUGCUAAUGAAACACUGCAACAAUGCUUCUUCUAGGUGUCCUUCAAUUUGAGUUGCAGACAUCUGCUUAUAGGAGCAUUUACCUUUUGUUUUGUAAUUUGUGCUGGCCCCUAAAGAUGUGAAAGUGACAAGCUAUGUAAUUAUUUCUGUGCGGCUAAUAUAGAAUGUCACAUCCCUGAAGAAGACUGUGGCAUUAAGGAACUGUGCAUGUAAAGAAGGUCUGAGUACAUAAACAUUACUACUACUGGAAGCAAAACAGUUUAUUGGACUGCAGUUUUUACAUAUCCCAAAAGACAUUAACGUUGUACAGGCAGCUCUAAAUGUUUGCAAUCGUAAUGUUAUAUACACACACACUCUAAAAAGGUUGUUAUAGGGAUCUUUGAAUGUACUCACCAAAUAAACAUUGACUAUGAAAACUGAACAAACUUAAGCCCAUUUUGCUUGACAGCCAUAAAAGUCAGUUUUCAUUCAUGUCUUCAUGGGGCUAGCAAAAUCCUGGUUAAUUUCACAAGCCACUGAUUUGUUAUUGUGUGCAAAAUAAUUUUAAACUGUAGUGAAGUGUUUAAUUGCUGAAACAGUGGUUAAUACUCUGUCUAGAUUUCCAUCACAUGUUCCAAAUGAUUGCCAUUGUCAUAACAAAGUACGGAUAUUACCAGUUACAACAUGAAUGUAACACAUACAUCUGUUAACCAGGUUUGCCCACUGAACACAAAUGUCCCUUUUCAAAGGCAACCUGGAAGCAUUGCAUGGUCAAGUGAUUUGCUUAAGAUCACCCAACUAACAAAUGGAGGUGAAAGAAAUCAAAACUUGCUGCUUAGAUUUACUAGGUUACUGCAAUGCAAAAAUGAUUUGUAUUAAUGAAUUUUAGUUUAACUUGGUAUACUACAUGACUUCUGAGUGAGAAGGUAUGCUUAACACUGAGCCGGACUCAGUUUUAUUAAUAGUAUAGAGAUAAGGAUGCAAGUAUUGACUCAUAUGGAAUCUUCAGGUAAGAUAUGAUGUCUAGGAGCUUGAGUUUCUCCUACACAUGGUUAACACUAACAUUAACAACCCAGUAGCUGAACAGAAUCAGCAGAAGUCACCAUCCAUGACUAACCACAAGACUGUCAUGAAUGCUAACCCUCCACUCGCAAAAACAUGCCUUCAGUCUUAUUUUUCAUGUAAACCCUUGUUUUUUGAGUUUCAAAAUCCACGAGUACUGUACCACUGAAGUUAAAUCCCCAGGGAGAUUUCCCUCACAGUAAAUCAGCAAACCUGAGUAAAGUGGUGGGCUGAUCAGUGAAUGGGUCAGUUUUUAUGUGAUGAUGUAUAUCUAUGUUUCUUUCUGUGUGUUUUGUGUAAUGCUGGACAUUAUGGCAGACCACUUUAUGUAAUUUAGCUUUGAUCACAUCCUACUCCAUGGCUUUAUGUGCACCAGCUGCAGCUUGCUGUGUGACUUUCAUCAGUGUUUGUUUGGCACCAGUUUCUGUGUUGGUUCCUACACUGUGGUUAAGGCUGUGUAGUACAAUGCACUGAUUAAAAGACAGUACGUCUUAAACUGCUAAAUGGACUACUGAUGUUACAGUGCAGCAAAUUAUGCAGUUGCUUAAAUGCUAUGUUCCUCCUAGAAACAAUCGGAAUGAGCAUGUCUAUUGUGCCAGAAGUCAGUGUAUAAUAUGGUACAGAGUAAUAAUUAAGCAGUUGAAUGUAAUAUAUGUUCAUGCAUGGAACUUUCUGCUUAUGAUUUUGUGCCUUUUGUCUGAGACAAGAAGCAUGGGCAAAUAAAUAAAAUUGGAAAAGGCAAAGAUAAUAAAGCAGGUCUUUGUGUGAGGGUCAGACACUGAGCUGUAAAACAAAAUAAUAUAAUGCAUUGCAAGUUUAUAUGUAAAUGUACGUAUGUAUAAAAUGCUCAAAUGUAAGUCAUAAUCUCCAGAGUUUAUUUUGCAGAACAUAGUCAAUUUCUUUCACAGAAUGUUUUGACAAUAAAAGUGCUUAUGUGUAGCAUCAAAAA